AGCGAGGGCAAACCCUUAGCACACUGAACAAGCCUUGCUAAAAAUCACCGCUCUCUCUCCACGGCAACAAAACAAUAUAGAAUAGGGUUUACAGCGUGCUACAAGCACAGAGGCUCAAUCUACACGACAAGGCGCUUUCCCGUGGAAUGAGCAUUCCAUGCAGCAUCCUAGGCAUGAAUGACGUGGGUUGGCAGGAGACAAGAGGUGGGAUGCUGCAUGCAAAUGGUGCUCCUGAUGCAGGGGGUGUUCGGGUUCAUGGUGGCGGACCCCUGACGGCGGUCGGCGGUGGACAGGCUCCUGGUGGACCACAUCUACAGGGUAUGGACAGAAGUUCUACCCUCACUCCAGGUACGCCGCAGCCUCCAUUGAGCGGAAGAUCUCAGGACGAUGCAACAGUUGGAUACUUCUUUCAGAGGCAACCUGGAGAGCAACUUGUUGGUUGCACUCCUAACAAGCACCGCUGGCCAACUGGAGAUGCCAAUCAUGUUGAUCAGGUUCGAGCUGUAGAUGAAAUGAAUUAUGAUUUUCAAGCUCUUGCUCUGGAAUCAAGAGGAAUGGGAGAGCUUUUGCCAACAAAAAAGAUCUGGGAUUCCGAUGAACUUGCAAAGGAUGGAAGGAAAGGGAUGCUUCUUGGUGAAGAGUGGAGGGAGAAUGCAUGGGGAUCGUCUCAUCAUUCAGUGUCCCAGCCAAUCAUGGUACAACGGCGGCCUGGUCAGGGUUUCCACGGGAACGGUGAUACAAAUUCUGUACUUUCGCCUCGCUCAGAGGGCGGAGGCCUGGGUGUGAGCAUGGUGGAGUACGUCCUGAGCUCUUCUCCUGGUGACAAAAUGGACGGUCGCUACAGAAACGGAGGCUAUGGUGGAGGAGACACUGACCAAGAUGGAAGAGAAAAGAGUGAUGUACAAGAGAAGGUGUCACCCUUUGAGGAAGACAAAAGCCCUGAGAUGAAGGUGGGAGAGGACAGUGAUCCAGCCAAAACCAAUGGAAGAGGUCUGCUAAAUGGCAUGGAUAGAGACUGCAAAGACUUCAACCCAACCCCUGGAAGCCGCCAAGCAUCCCCCACUGAGGCCGUGGAGAGAAUGGGUCCCACCCAGGCGGGUUUGGAAAUGAUGGCACAGCACCAUCAGCAUGUCAUCCAACAUCAAAACCCUGCCCAGAACAAGGUCCCCACUGAGGACUUCCAGAGCCAAGAAGCCCAGAACAUGGGUGGCAUGGAACAGGGAGGUGGUGUAGAGUCUCUGCAGUUCGAUUAUGCUGGGAACCAGAUCCAGGUGGACUCUUCAGGAACUCCUGUAGGGUUGUUUGACUACAACUCUCAGCAGCAGUUGUUCCAGAGAUCGAAUCCUCUGACAGUUCAACAGCUUACAGCAGCUCAGCAACAACAAUAUGCCCUGGCUGCAGCUCAACAACAGCAUCUUGCUGGACUCGCUCCUGCAUUUAUGCCAAAUCCUUACAUCAUUAACGCUGCCCCGCCUGGAGCCGACCCAUACACUGCCGCUGGCCUGGCAGCAGCAGCCACACUAGCAGGCCCCACCGUUGUUCCGCCCCAGUACUACGGUGUCCCUUGGGGUGUGUAUCCAGCCAAUCUCUUUCAGCAACAGGCUGCAUCAACUGCCAAUCACUCAGCUAAUCAGCAAACAUCCAACCAGGGACCAGGGCCCGGCCAGCCACAGGUGAUGCGCACAGGGUCCAACCAGCGACCUCUGACUCCAGGACAAGGACAACAAAGUCAGCAGGAGUCUUUAGCUGCUGCAGCUGCUGCAAACCCUGCUCUAGCUUACGCAGGAAUGCCUGGUUAUCAGGUGUUGGCCCCGGCUGCCUAUUAUGACCAAACUGGAGCCUUGGUAAUGGGCCCCGGUGCUCGGACUGGUCUGAGCGGACCAGUUCGUCUUGUACAAACCCCUCUACUCAUUAACCCAGCUGCAGCAGCUGCACAAGCCGCAGCAGCUGUAUCUGCAUCUGGCUCUGGUAACAACAUGUCUGGACCCCCAGCCAAUGGUCUGUACCGCUCCAUGCCUCAACCUCAGCCACAGCAGCAGCAAGCCCCCCCACCCAGCAGCGGCAUGCAGUCCAGCUCUUUCUAUGGCUCUGGAUCGGUUCCUAACACCUCCCAAAGCAGCUCUCUUUUCUCUCAUAACUCUGCUGCGCAACCGCCGCCAAGUUCCUCUUUGGGCUUCAGCAGCACAGGCGGCUCCCUUGGUGUGGGGUUGGGCUCUGCUCUUGGAGGCUUCGGCUCAUCAGUGUCCAGUUCAACCAGUAGCAGCGUGUCUCGCAGGGACUCGCUGUUGGCAAGUUCAGACUUGUACAAGCGUGGUGGCAGCAGUUUAACUCCUAUUGGUCAACCGUUUUACAACAGUCUGGGUUAUUCAUCUUCACCCAGUCCUAUUGGCCUAACACCAGGUCACUCCCCACUCACUCCUCCACCUUCUUUGCCUUCUUCUCAUGGGUCGUCCUCCAGCCUUCACCUAGGUGGCCUGACAAAUGGCAGUGGGCGUUUCAUUUCUGCUGCUCCAGGAGCCGAGGCCAAAUAUCGCAGUGCUGGUGGCACUUCUAGUCUGUUCAGUUCCAGCAGCCAGCUCUUCCCGCCCUCCCGGCCACGCUACAGCCGCUCUGACGUCAUGCCUUCUGGACGCAGCCGCCUGCUCGAAGAUUUUAGGAACAACCGUUUCCCCAACCUCCAGCUACGUGACCUACCGGGCCACAUGGUGGAGUUCUCUCAGGACCAGCAUGGAUCCAGAUUCAUCCAACAGAAGCUGGAGAGGGCUACACCUGCUGAGAGGCAGAUGGUGUUUGGAGAAAUUCUGCAAGCGGCGUAUCAACUGAUGACUGACGUUUUUGGGAAUUACGUCAUCCAAAAGUUCUUUGAGUUUGGAAGUGCAGACCAAAAGCUGGCUUUGGCAACACGCAUUCGCGGGCACGUCCUCCCCCUGGCUUUGCAGAUGUACGGCUGCAGGGUCAUUCAGAAAGCUUUGGAGUCCAUUUCCUCAGAGCAGCAGGUAAUUAGUGACAUUGUACGAGAGUUGGAUGGGCACGUACUGAAGUGUGUCAAAGACCAGAAUGGGAACCAUGUGGUGCAGAAAUGCAUCGAAUGUGUCCAGCCUCAGGCUCUGCAGUUCAUUAUUGACGCCUUUCAGGGACAGGUUUUUGUGCUUUCUACUCACCCCUACGGCUGCCGAGUAAUCCAAAGGAUUUUGGAGCACUGCACUCAGGAGCAAACGCUGCCCAUCUUGGAGGAGCUGCAUCAGCACUCUGAACAGCUUGGCCAGAAAUAUCAAGGCGUUUCAUUGGAGAUGACACCCAAAACAUAUUAUACAGUGUCCCGUGAUGCACUGUUCAAGGAUCAGUAUGGUAACUACGUCAUUCAGCAUGUCUUGGAGCAUGGCAGACCAGAAGAUAAGAGCAAGAUAGUGGCAGAAGUCCGUGGAAAGGUUUUGGUCCUGAGCCAACAUAAGUUUGCAAGUAAUGUCGUGGAGAAGUGUGUUAUCCACUCCUCGCGUGCUGAGCGGGCUCUACUAAUAGACGAAGUGUGCUGCCAGAAGGACGGACCCCACAGCGCCCUAUACACGAUGAUGAAGGACCAGUAUGCCAACUAUGUUGUGCAGAGAAUGAUAGACAUGGCAGAACCUGCUCAACGGAAAAUCAUCAUGCACAAGAUCAGGCCUCACAUCGCCACUUUGCGCAAGUACACGUAUGGGAAGCACAUCCUGGCUAAACUAGAAAAGUACUACAUGAAGAGUGGCUCUGAACUCGGCCCCAUUGGCGGCCCCACGAACGGACUCAUGUAAUCGGCACCCCGGGUCCCCUGAAGAAGUGGAGGAGUUUGAAGCCUAAACCCCCUGUUCUGUGAAAGAUUGCUCCUUUAGCCAUAGGCCUUUUGAUACAAUUGGUCAUCCCUUUUCUUCUGCUGGGGGAGGGGGGCUAUUUACCAAAAAAGAAAAACACCUACAACAAAAAGACAAGUCAGUUUAACCUAAGAAUGCUGUGACACUGAUCCCUGCCACUUUGUCACCCCUGUGCACAUUCCCAGUAGGGGCCCCAGGGGCCACACAGUCAGCAGGUUAUGUUCUGAAUUUUCUUUAUUUUCCUGGGUAAAGCACAAGCCCGUUGUUAAUGAUGUAAUCAAUAUAUUUGACUGGUUUUCAUAUUGUACAUUUUGUUUUUUUUACCUUGUAAAUUCUCUGUAGAAAAAAAGGAAAUGAUUACACAUUUGCUGAAAUUUACAAUUCUUACAGUUAACACCAGCAAGUGACUUUAAAAAGCUAAACAAUGAUUCUUUUAAAACAUAAUUCUUAAUGUUUUUUUUUUGUUUUUUUUUCUAGCCAGAUUUGAUAAUGUCAGCUGUCCUGAUGAGCUCUAGGUGAUUGAAAUUUAUAUUUGUAUAAUAUCCCAUGCACAAUAGGAGGGUUCUCACAUGCCAAAGCAACUAAAUGAUUUAGUAUUCAAAUGGCUCUAAUCAGGAUGGAUUGCAGUGUUGAGCUGCGUGUGCCACAGUCGCCCAGAGGUCAAGACCUUAUUCUUCAGCUUGCUGUUGGGGAUUGGUGCUUUAGUCUUGGGUUCACGUUCCACUUGUGGCUUUAUGUUCUCGCCUCUUAACUUCGUCGGGUGGAACCGGUUUACUCCGCCUCUUGUUCCCAGGACUACAGCUGAGCAAACGCUCGCAGAGUCCUUCUUUUUGUGAGCUGUUCUUCUUUCACUCGUCCAAGAUAUCUUUUUGAGUUGAUGAAAGGUAAAAAGGCUAUGACUUGAUUGUUUUUUUUUUUUUUUUUAAGAAAAAAAAGUGGAGGCUGAGGUUUGGUUUGUACAGGUUUGAUCUUAACUUGACCAUAUUAUCGGGGGCUUUUACGUAGAGGGUAGCAGGGUUGUGGACGGGGAAUUGCUUUCGCAUGCUGUGACGGGUUUUAAUUCUUAAAUUAAUUUUUUUCUUCCCUGUAUAAUGUUUUGUAUAACAUCCGUCUUGUAGUUGGAGAUGAUCACUGCCCUAGAAAACAGUAUAUUUAUGUACUGAAUUAUCAUCUCUUCCGUAGAAGUAGUUCAGUGAUGUAUAGCAGCUUUAUGUACGAGUAAAAUUGUUGCCUAUUGGGCGGGACGGGGCGGCUUGUAGUGAUGAUUUUAAACCCCCACCGUGUGAAGGUCAGAGCAGAGUCCAGAAGCGAUGAUGCGGCGCUCAUCCCAUCUUAUUCUGGGAUGAAAUGAACUAGAGGUAGAGAUGAUUUAAGGAAAGGGAUGUUUAAAGAACCUUUUUUUUUUGGUUCUUUUUCUUUUUUAAUAUAUAAAUAUAUAUAUAUAUAUAUAUAUACAUAGUUUUUAAUUUUCCAUUUGGCUGGGUUUGCAAGUUCAGCUGUGGAGGCCGGUAAAGGCCGUCGAAACUUAAAACAAUUCACCUGUAAUGCUCGUAGUGAUGGCUUCUUUGCUUCUUUGAAUUGUAGAUUACAUGUAGUAUAUGUGCAGUUAAGUGUAAGAUUAUUUGUUAAAUCAAAAAUAUGUUUAGCUGUGGUGGUUUUGUUUUUUUUUCCUGACAGGCCUUGCUCUAAAUCUGUAGUGAUGCUUUUAUUUCGUCUGUACAGUUGUACAUUUGUAAACGUUAAUGCUGUAAAUGGGAUGUCUUUUACACUUUUUGAGAGGGAGAAAAAAAAAGGCAAGAAUUGUGCAUUUAGAAAUGUGUGUGUAUAUUCAUCACUCCUUUUCCCCUUGGAUAUAAUGUAAACAGUUUUAUUUGAUCAAGUGAUAUUUUAAAAGGAAAAAAAUAUGGCUUUGCAAUCUGGCAUGAUUUAUUUUUUGUUUUUUAAUCUGUUAUGUAAAGGCCAGCCUCUAUUUGUACUGAAGCUGUAACAUCUGUUAAUAGUCUCUAAUGUGUGACCGUUUUAAAAUGAGAGGAGGAAAAAAAACACACUCUACAAAAAUUGAGAUUGCAUUUUGUCCUCUCUGCUACCGUGCAAACUUCACAAGAUAUGACGAGAAUUAUUUUUGUACAGAUGAGUGCUGUGUUUUGGAGCAGCCACAACCUUGUAAGCAAAAGCAAUGUAAAAUAUUGUCGAUUAUAUAAAUAUGAACAUAUGAGUUUUUGUCACACUGUCAGUCAUGUACAUUUUCAGGUGGCCUUAUGUACAUUUCCAGAUGUUAGAGGAAGAAAACAAACUCAUUUUCUUUUUUUUUUGGGAAGCAGAAUUGUGACUAUGUAUGAUUAAAUUGUCUUCUAACAUUUCAUC
This is a messenger RNA of Cyprinodon variegatus (sheepshead minnow), 6206 nucleotides long. It is a transcript of the gene pum2, whose product is annotated as pumilio RNA binding family member 2. Gene Ontology annotation, biological process: regulation of mRNA stability; miRNA processing. The coding region runs from base 147 to 3785 and encodes 1212 amino acids. The record is from RefSeq and is a predicted model, not a curated record. Lineage: Eukaryota; Metazoa; Chordata; Actinopteri; Cyprinodontiformes; Cyprinodontidae. Gene Ontology annotation, cellular component: cytosol; cytoplasm. Gene Ontology annotation, molecular function: mRNA 3'-UTR binding. The transcript has 23 exons.